UACUCUGAACCACUUCCUACUUCCGCAAACACAACAGCUCCGUGUAGUUUCCCCGUUUUAUCGGUUGGUCAAUGCGGUGGUUGACUUCUGCCUUUCUUUACUCUAUUUACAUAUUCUAACAGUUCCGACAUUUAAUGAGUGAUUGAUUUUAAACACGUCAUGACGGCCAACAGCCGCUGUUCCGCCGCCGAGCCUCCGGGCCUGGAGACCCAGCGGCGGGAGAUCGAGUCUCUGCUGCGGGAGUGUGAGCUCCGCGCUGGGGACAGUUGGUACGUGAUGGAGCGUCGUUGGUAUGAACAGUGGAAGGAGUUCGUGGAGACCGGAGACCAGAACUCGUCUUCCUUCCCCGGUCAGAUCGACAACACUGAGCUGUUUGAGGGUCAGUGAACGCCUCAUGAUGUCAUCACCUGACAAACAGCACUCCUCAACUUUCCUUCUCUCUUCUAUCCCUAAAAACUGCACUUCAAACCAACUAUUUUCUAUAAUUAGGAUAAACUAUGGAAGCCCUGAGAGGCAAGAAUCCAGGAGUCUG
This is a messenger RNA of Anarrhichthys ocellatus (wolf-eel), 532 nucleotides long. Its product is annotated as ubiquitin carboxyl-terminal hydrolase 11-like. Bases 160 to 387 code for a protein of 75 amino acids. The transcript has 2 exons. The record is from RefSeq and is a predicted model, not a curated record. Gene Ontology annotation, molecular function: cysteine-type deubiquitinase activity. NCBI's taxonomy places the organism in Eukaryota, Metazoa, Chordata, Actinopteri, Perciformes, Anarhichadidae.